Aspergillus udagawae is the source of this 888-nucleotide messenger RNA. RefSeq lists its product as uncharacterized. The transcript has 5 exons. NCBI's taxonomy places the organism in Eukaryota, Fungi, Ascomycota, Eurotiomycetes, Eurotiales, Aspergillaceae. The record is from RefSeq and is a predicted model, not a curated record. The coding region runs from base 1 to 888 and encodes 295 amino acids.
AUGGGCGCCAUUUUCUGCGCACUCCUACGCCUUGCCUUGGUCCACGUUAUCCUCAUCUGGGGAACCAACAAUAUGGCGGCGACGUUCAGACAUACGCACCAUUUCACCCCGGAGGAGAUCCGUCGCAGAGAGAUUGCGAGCAAGUUUGUCCUCGCCAAUAGAGUGGUCUAUAAUUCCUAUCUCUGGUUGCAAAAGCUGGUUCUACUUGAUACCUACCGCAGAUUGCACACCCACCUUCGCUGGGAGAAGGUCACGAUGAUCUCAUAUAUCGGCAUUUUCGCUGCGACAUAUGUAACUGUACAAAUAGUGACCUUCACGGAGUGCGAUCCGUUCAACCAUUACUGGAUCGUAUUACCGGAUCCUGGCACGUGUUGCCAGGCACAGCUUCAAUUAAUUGUCCUCGGCGUCCUCAAUGUCGUCACUGACGUUAUGCUUAUCGCCAUGCCAAUCCCAAUUUUGGUUAUGGUUAAACGGUCCGCUGUCGAAAAAUUCCAGCUAGCGGCUCUCUUCACCGUCGGCCUCUUCAUCGUCGCCAUCACAAUCGCUAGGUUACCUCAAAACGCCAAAAAUGCCACUGCACAGGUCAACAGAACGACUUGGGCGUCCAUUGAGUUACUCGCGGCCGCUGUUGUCGCCAAUGCUCCCGUGCUGUACGGGCUCUUGAAGGGAAAGAGGCAAAGGUCCAAGUACGCCGCAUCGGGAGCCGGAUCCGCUGGGCCGUCGUGGCGGGGACUUCCAAAGAGAUCAGCAAAUGAGUCCGAAUUCGAACUGCAAGGGGCUCAUCACAGUAGUAGAGGAUCUGUACUGGGCUCCAAGAUAUCCUCCAGGGAUUAUUUGGAGAUCGACAGCAAGAGCUGUCAGUCGUUGGAUCGAACCGGGGGAAAGUAG